AGCAUGUGGCAGCCACUACCGGGGAGGAAAUUUCUUUUUGUGGGUCAGGCUAUAAAUUCCAAGCGCUCACUCCGGGACUCAGGCUGCCGGUGGAAACAUGGACCGAUUCUCGCUGGCCCGGCUGCUCCUCCUCGCGGCCGUCCUGCACCCCGAGAGCCUCGCCUUCGACCCCGCCCCCUGCCUGCAUGACCAUGACUACGAGGAGCUGGUGGGGAUUGUGACCCACGGGCUCCCGAAGGCGGAGCGUCCAGCGGAGGUGGUCAUCGUGGGGGCGGGGAUCAGCGGCCUCGCGGCGGCCAAGCUGCUCCGAGACGCCGGUCACAAGGUGACCGUCCUGGAAAUCAGCAGCCGGGUGGGCGGCCGCAUCCUGACCCAUCGCGACGAGACGGACGACUGGUACGCGGAGCUGGGCGCCAUGCGCCUGCCGAGCACCCACAGAAUUGUUCGGGAAUUUGUGAGGCAGUUCAAGCUCAGACUGAACAAGUUCUCUCAGACGGACGACAACGCCUGGGUUAUGGUUAACGGGGUCAGGACGAAAGCCGGGACCGUCCGGCGGAAACCAGACAUCCUGAACUACACUCUGGCCGACGGCGAGAGAGGCAAAUCUGCCGAGGAACUUUACCGAGGCGUUCUGCAGUUG
This is a messenger RNA of Pelodiscus sinensis (Chinese soft-shelled turtle), 640 nucleotides long. Lineage: Eukaryota; Metazoa; Chordata; Testudines; Trionychidae. The record is from RefSeq and is a predicted model, not a curated record.